AUGUGUGAGUUGGCAGAACAAACACCUGACAUAGAUGUUGUGAAUGAUAAUCAAAAUUCAAACGAGGAGACGACAAAUGAACCAGGUUCAGAUGAUGGUGGAACUCUAAGUGGAGGCAGUGCACAAACAAGAAUUUCCAACCAGUUCAAAAAGGAAGAGAGGAAGAAGGAGGAGGAAGAUAUGAAGAAGAAGAAGGAAGAGCAAAAUGGGGAAAAGGAAGAGGAAGAGAGGACAAAAAUGGAACUGCAAGACUGGAAGAAGGAGGAGGAAGAUAGGAGGAGGAAAGAAGAGCAAGGCAAGAAGAAGGAGGAGGAAGAUAGAAAGAGGAAAGAAGAGCAAGACAAGAAGAAGGAGGAGGAAGAUAGGAAGAGGAAAGAGGAGCAAGACAAGAAGAAGGAGGAGAAAGAUAGGAAGAGGAAAGAAGAGCACGACAGGAAGAAGAAGGAGGAAGAUAGAAAGAGGAAAGAAGAGCAAGACAGGAGGAAGGAGGAGGAAGAUAGAAAGAGGAAAGAAAAGCAAGUCAAGAAGAAGGAGGAGGAAGAUAGAAAGAGGAAAGAAGAGCAAGACUGGUAGAAGGAGGAACAAGAGACAGAUCGUUUCCAAAUUUCCUCGUUCCUUCAGUGUCUUGUAGAAGUUGUUAAAUAUUUAUAAGAGAUACUUGCAGAAAGAAAGAGAAGCAAAAAAGAAUGAAUGUUAAUUGAUGUAUACUUCUCUUUAUCACUGUAAGUAUCUUUAGAACACAUUUAAUAUUUAUAAAAGAUACUUGCAGUAAGAAAUAGAGGAAUAUACAGUAAGUAUAUAUAUUCAUGUGCCCGUUGCAUCCAUACACCCCACCAUUCCCUUCCUUAUAGGUAUUGGGGUAGAUGAUACGCUCGCUGAGCUCUGGAAGUUAGCGAUGAUUCCCGAGACAAAAUUUAUUUACCCCUUUUUUUUAUGAGAGGGAUUCUUUACUGUAUUCCAAAAAAUCAGCUUUAUGACAAUCAGUCUUGAACAUUGAGUAAAAAAUCAACUUCUUGUUAUGUUCUAUCAAGUUUAAUUGAUGUUGAGUCAUUUCUUUGUUGAGAGUUAAUCGAACUUGAGAAAUGUAUUCAGAAAUAAUGUAUUUAGAUUUGAUAUUUUAAAGAGGUCGGUAACUUUUAGCAUAAUGCGUUUUUUGUUUUUGUCAGCUAGGUCUUUUGAUAUUUGUAAACAUUGUUUAACAAUGCUGUCCUCUGGUUGGUUUUCUAGGUGUAUCCAAAAUUUAAUAACAAUCAUGUCAGUUAUUUCUCUUAGAGGCAACCGACCAAGUUCAUUUCUACAGGCUGCAUUUGAACAUUGUUUAUCAACACCUACAACUUGUUAAAAGAAAUAUAGCUGUGUUUUUUCAAUUGUCUUUCUCCCACGAGUUAUAAUCAUCUUUUUCUUAAAUGCUCCAAACCUCAGAGCCAUACAUAAGAAUUGGAAGAUAUAAGGAACAAAAUAUUUUGUUCAUAAAAUCGCCUGGCAAUUUAAGAAAAUCAAGGUAACGUGUAACUAUCGGUAAUUUCAACUUUAUCUUUAUUGAUGUAGAAAAGAUGUUUAGCGUGGGUCGAGUUUCUAUGUUUCUUUUGGAAAAUAACAGCUUUUUGCAUUAAUUUUCAUGAUCCAGUCAUGACAAAAUUGAGAGUGUGUACAAUGCAUCUUGUAGCCCUGUAACUGAGUGUGUUGCCGCCGCAUGGCCACAUUUAAUUCUUUUGUUAUUUUUUUUUUCGUUUGUAUGCCCAUUCUAUCCGUCAUCAGCCCAUUCUUUUCUUUAUCUCGCUCUCUUCUCACCGUUUUCAUCGCUAUCAUCGCCUUCAUCGUUUUCACCUUUUAAAUUGUCCAGUUCGUGGUUUCGAUUAAAGCAUACUAGUAUAGCGUAUUGGACUUUUGACUACCUUGUUACAUGAAAUAUUCGCGACACGUUAAUUUCGCGAAUUUCGCGAUUUAAAAAAAGUCGCGAAAUUUAAGUGACGCGAAA
Messenger RNA from Orbicella faveolata, 1978 nucleotides. RefSeq lists its product as uncharacterized. The record is from RefSeq and is a predicted model, not a curated record. NCBI's taxonomy places the organism in Eukaryota, Metazoa, Cnidaria, Anthozoa, Scleractinia, Merulinidae.